Molecule: messenger RNA, 690 nt
Organism: Cornus florida
Lineage: Eukaryota; Viridiplantae; Streptophyta; Magnoliopsida; Cornales; Cornaceae
Product: monothiol glutaredoxin-S2-like
Exons: 1
Coding region: 178-489 (103 amino acids)
Source: RefSeq, a predicted model, not a curated record
GGGACUCAAGUUCUUCACAGCAAAACCAAAACCAAAGUGUUCUCUCAAUCAUCACAACCCACAUUGCUCUACUUUCAUUCUCAAUCUUGAAAUCUUUGCAUCACUGUUUGCCAUUUCAACUCACUUCUGAGGCAACAUUUGAAGUUGAUAGCUUUUAUCACUUCUUUAUUUAAUGCAAUGGAGAUGGUAAUGAACAUGGCGUCCCAAAGGCCACUGGUGAUCUUCAGUAGGAGCUCUUGUAGCAUGUGCGACACCAUCACAAUCCUCUUUCGGAACUUUGGUGCUGACCCGGCCAUCCACCAGCUAGAUCAAAUGCCGAGAGGCCGAGAAAUAGAGCAGGCUCUAUUGACCCUCGGUUACAAUGCUGUGCCGGUAGUGUUCAUUGGCGGCACACUGGUGGGAGGAGCUAAUGAGGUCACCAGCCUUCACCUCGAGAGGUCCCUAGUCCCAAAGCUUAGGGAGGCAGGAGCUAUAUGGUUGGACGUAUAAUUUGCAUUUCGACGUUACGUGCCCAUAUAUAUAUAGAGAGCCUAUUUCACUUCUAGUGAUGCUACUAAAUAAUGUGCACACGGGCUUGGUUUUUCCUUUUUUUUUUUUUUGCUAGUAAUAAAGUUUUCAUGUAAAGAGUUUCUCGUCUCUUUGGAAGCUCACUAUCAAAACAAAAUGUGAUCCGGAAGUGUUGGUUGCUAA